AUGAAUGGGACAGAUGCAGGGUUACUACUCUCCAAUGUAACAAACAACAUAACAUCUAAUUCCACAACUUCAAUUGAAUCUUUAACAACUACUGGAUCAAAAAUAUUACAUGAAUUAUUAUCAACAACUUCAAUAAUAUUAAUAACAUCAUUAACUUUAAUAAUUAUAGGAUCAUAUUCAACUAUAUCAAAACCUAAAAAUGCAGAAGAUCCAAGAUUAGAUAUGGCAACUAAUUCAAAUUUUGAUCCAACUGAUAUGGAUAAUUGUAAAUAUUUUAUAAUGAAUAAAACUGAUUUAGAAUUAAAUUUACAACAAGAAUUAUCAAUGAAACAAGUUUUGAUGUUUCCUUUUAUGGCUGGUGGCGUAUUAGGUGGGUUAUAUUAUUGUUUAAAAAAUAAAAUAAGUAUUGAAUCUAUAUUGAAAUGGUAUAUUAUACUUAUAACUCCAAUUAAUGCUUCUUUUACUUUUUCAAGUUUAAUUACUAUGAUUGUUAGAAAAGUAACUCAUUUAUUUGGAAAAGAUUCAAGGGUUGUUUUUGAAAGAUAUAGAUUAGUUGUUGUUAAGGAUAAGGAUGUAUAUCCAUUGGGUAAAAUAGAAAAUAUUGAUGAUGAAGAUGAAGAAAAGAAAGAAAAAGAUAUAACUGAAGAAGCUGCUUUAGAACAAGAGGUUAAAUUUGAUCAGUACCUAAAAGAUGAAAAAAUCACAAUUUUUAAAGAAAGUGAUAUUUUAAAUGUUGAUAAAUUUGAUAGUGAUUGGAUAUUUGAUUUUAAAAUUUUCAUUAUAUUACCUGCUUCAAUUGCAAUUACUUAUUUUUUUAAUAAAAAUUAUAAUUCAUGGAUUUGGAGUAAUUUUAUUGCUUUUACUUAUGUUAUUUCAGGAUUUCAACAAUUUAAAUUAACAAAUUUUAAAUUAGCUCAUGUAUUAUUAACUGGAUUAUUUAUUUAUGAUAUUUAUUUUGUAUUUGGUACUGAAAUUAUGAUGACAGUUGCAACAAAAAUUGAUAUACCAAUGAAAUUAUAUAUUCCAAAAAUUUUUGAUGUUGGUCAUUCAAUUUUAGGAUUAGGUGAUAUUAUUAUUCCUGGAUUAUUUUGUAGUUUAUCUUUAAGAUAUGAUGUUGCUAAUUAUUAUGAAAAAAAUAAAGAAUCUUUUCAUCAUUUAACUCCUUAUCCAAAACCUUAUUUUAUAACAAGUUUAAUAAGUUAUUCAGUGGGAAUUAUAUUAACAUUACUUGCAUUAUAUACUUUUAAAGUUGGUCAACCCGCAUUAUUAUAUAUAGUACCAUCUUUAUUAAUUGGAUCUAAUUUAGUAGCUUGGUAUAGAGGUGAAUUUUCCCAUUUUUGGUCAUUUUCAGAUGGUUUAAAACCAUUUGAUAAAAACAAUAUAAAUUUAGAAGAUUAUGAUGAAGAAUAUAUACCAGAAGAAAUAGAUGAUGAAUUAGAUAAAUUCAUUGAAAAAGUUGAAAGAAAAAGAGCUCAAGAAGAUUUAAUUGAAACUGAUAUUGAUGAUUUAUAUUUUGAAGAUGAUGAUGAUACUUUUAUUAUACAAGUUGAUGAAGAAAAUGAUGAUAGAAUUAAUGAAUUUGAUAGUAAUGAUGAUGAAGAUUCAGAUGAUGAUGAACUAGAUUCAGAUGAAGAGUUGAUUGUUGUUGAAGAAGAAAUAAAUUUACUUUAUGAUGAUUUACGAUCUGAACCAAAAGAAUGGUACACAAGUGAGGAAGAAGAUGAUGAAGAGGAAGAAGAGUGUGAUUACUAA
Molecule: messenger RNA, 1752 nt
Organism: Lodderomyces pseudojiufengensis
Lineage: Eukaryota; Fungi; Ascomycota; Pichiomycetes; Serinales; Debaryomycetaceae
Exons: 1
Coding region: 1-1752 (583 amino acids)
Biological process (GO): membrane protein proteolysis
Cellular component (GO): lumenal side of endoplasmic reticulum membrane; cytoplasmic side of endoplasmic reticulum membrane; membrane
Molecular function (GO): aspartic endopeptidase activity, intramembrane cleaving
Source: RefSeq, a predicted model, not a curated record